Molecule: messenger RNA, 3888 nt
Organism: Lolium perenne
Lineage: Eukaryota; Viridiplantae; Streptophyta; Magnoliopsida; Poales; Poaceae
Molecular function (GO): nucleic acid binding; RNA-DNA hybrid ribonuclease activity
Source: RefSeq, a predicted model, not a curated record
AUGAAUUACCUAGGAUGGAACUGUCGGGGUGUAGGUGGCAAGCCGACAGUUCGAGAUCUGGGUGAGAUCACCCGUGCUACCAAAGCAAGUCUGAUAUUUCUUUGUGAAACACGCCAGAAAGCUGAAAAGGUCCGUCGGCUGCGAGGAAGGCUUGGUCUGAGGGGCUUUACAGGAGUUGACAGCGAGGGACUGAGUGGUGGUUUGGCUUUAUUUUGGAAUGACCAGAUACAUGUGGAGGUACAGAGCCAAUGUGAGAGAUACAUUGAUGUCCAUGGCAGAAUAUCUGAGGAUGAUCCAGUAUGGCGUCUGACUUGUGUAUAUGGUGAACCAAGGGUAGAAAAUAGACAUAAUAUGUGGUCCACUAUGUGUAAUCUAAAGCAACAAUCGGAGCUGCCCUGGUGUGUGCUAGGAGAUUUCAAUGAAGCAAUGUGGGCCUUUGAGCACUUCUCGGCGUCCCAGCGUUCGGAAACACAGAUGUUGGCCUUCAGGGAUAUGUUGGAAACAUGUGAGUUAGUGGAUCUGGGCUUCUCUGGAUUGCCAUUUACAUAUGAUAACAACAGACGGGGGCGUGGCAAUGUCAAGGUCAGGUUGGACCGAGUGGUUGCCGACAAUCAGUGGAGGAAUUUGUUCGCGGAUGCCAGCGUCGUUCAUAAAACCUCGCCGUGCUUGGAUCAUUGCCCUAUUCUUCUACAGUGCGAAAAGGAAGUGAUCCAAACACAGCGCAAAAAUUUCAAAAGAUAUGAAGUUAUGUGGGAGCGGGAAGCUUGCCUCCCGGCAUUUCAAAUGCGUGGGCUGAAGCUGGGCCGAAGGGAGGAGAUGAUGUGGAUGCAACGCUCAAGAAUUGACUGGCUUCGAGAAGGUGAUCGCAAUACGAAAUUCUUUCAUAGCAAGGCAGUAUGGAGGGCUAGGAAGAACAAAGUGAAGAAAAUCGUCGACGACCAGGGUAUCGAGCAUGAUGACCAAGCCAUGAUGGGCAAGCUAGUCAAUGAAUACUUUGACGGGUUGUUCGCUGCUGAUAGCUCCCUGGACCCGGGCCUCAUUCUCCCCUUAAUAGAAACAAAAGUUUCGCCUGAAAUGAAUGCCAGAUUGUUGGUUGAGUUUACAGACAAGGAAAUAUCGGAUGCCCUCUUCCAAAUUGGGCCUUUGAAGGCACCAGGAGCAGAUGGAUUCCCGGCCAGAUUCUUUCAACGGAACUGGAGUACUUUGAAGGAUGAAAUAAUUCCUGCGAUCAAGGAGUUUUUCAUAACCGGAGUUAUGCCAUCAGGUGUCAACGAUGCUAUCAUUGUUCUGAUUCCCAAAGUAGACAACCCAACAAAAGUGACUGAUUUCAGACCAAUAAGUCUUUGUAACGUGAUUUACAAAAUAGUCGCUAAGUGUCUGGUGAAUAGACUGAGGCCGAUACUCGAUGACAUAGUGUCCCUGAAUCAGAGUGCGUUUGUACCUGGACGUUUGAUCACUGAUAAUGCAUUAGUGGCGUUUGAGUGCUUUCAUUAUAUACAGCAAGAGAAGGAUCCAGAGAAGAGCUUCUGUGCAUAUAAACUUGACCUCUCAAAGGCAUAUGAUAGAGUGGAUUGGAGAUUCUUGGGGCAAACGAUGAUUAAGAUGGGUUUUGAUCGCCGGUGGGUGAAGUGGAUCAUGACGUGUGUCACCACGGUGAAAUAUCAAGUGAAAUUUAAUGGAGCCAUCCUAGAUUCGUUUGCACCGUCGCGUGGGCUUCGGCAAGGUGAUCCCCUCUCCCCUUUCUUAUUCCUUUUUGUGGCUGAUGGUUUGUCUGCAUUACUAAGGCGUGGAAUGGAGCAACAAAGUAUAACACCGAUCAGAAUCUGUCCCCGGGCACCAGGUGUGUCACAUCUGUUAUUUGCUGAUGAUACUUUGCUCUUCUUUAAAGCUACAGUGCAUGAAGCCGAACAAGUGAAGGAAAUUGUGGAGGAGUAUGGAAGAGCAACCGGGCAGCUAAUUAAUCAUAGCAAAUGUUCUACCUUGUUUAGCCGUGGGUGUCCAGCUACCUUGCAGGAGGAGAUUAGGAGCACCUUGCAGGUAGAGAAACCACAAUUCGAAGCAAAAUAUCUUGGUCUUCCCACUCCUGAAGGUCGACUGAAUAAAGGCAAGCUCCAGAACCUGCAGACAAAAUUCACCAAGAGGUUCAUGGAGUGGGGAGAUGGUCUUCCAUCGCAAGCUGCAAAAGAGGUGCUCAUUAAGGCAGUCGCCCAGGCGAUACCAACCUAUAUAAUGGGUGUGUUUAAAUUGCCUUUGGGAUUGUGUGAUGACCUAAACCGGAUGAUUUGCAACUACUGGUGGGGGUCAAGGAAGGGAGCACGGAAAACUCAUUGGAAGUCUUGGGAGGCUCUGACACACCCAAAGAACCAAGGUGGUUUAGGGUUUAAGGAUUUUCGUCUCUUUAACCAAGCUAUUCUAGCUCGGCAAGCGUGGCGCCUUAUAACUAAACCUGACAGUCUGUGUGCCUUGAUCCUCAAAGCGCGUUAUUACCCUAAUGGCCGGCUUGAGGACACUGUUUUUGCAGGUAAUGCGUCGUCGUCGUGGCAGGCGAUCCAACAUGGACUGAACUUGCUGAAAAAGGGGCUGGUAUGGAGGGUGGGGGAUGGUAGCCAGAUCCGUAUCUGGAGAGAUCCCUGGCUACCUAAACCCUUCUCUUACCGACCACUUUCGGAGAGAGGGACCUGUAGACUGAAACGUGUCUCGGAGUUGCUGACGGAAACGGGAGAAUGGAGAGUCGAUCUCCUUCGCCGUUACUUCCGGAGCAUGGACGUGGAGGAGAUCCUGAAGAUAAAGGCUUUGCCGAGAAGAUGUAACGACGUCCUUGCAUGGGCUCCUGAUCGGCGAGGCAUCUUCACCGUCAGCAGCGCCUAUAAGGUGGCAUGGGAGGCUAUUCAUCGCACGUCUACGUGCGCCGCGAGCAGGGCACCGGACGGCAGUCGAGCCAUCUGGGACAUGGUUUGGGGGUGCCCUGCUCCUCCCAAGGUACGCGUCUUUGCAUGGCGGCUGGUUACAAAUUCGUUGGCCACAUGGGAAAAUAAAAAGAAGCGGAAUCUGGAAGUAUCUGACAUUUGUGUUCUUUGUGGAAUGGAAUGUGAGGACACAUACCACACCUUUUGCAGAUGUCCGUCGGCAAGAUCGUUGUGGGAUGCGAUGCGAGAGGUUUGGCCUCUCAAGGAGCACAUACCCAAUACUGGGAAGGAGUGGUUAUUCCAGGCACUGGACCAAGCCUCAGAUCAGGAAAGGCUGAUGAUGUUGAUGACAUUCUGGAGAAUUUGGCAUGUGCGGAAUGAGCUUGUGCACCAGAAGGCGGCGCCACCAGUUGAAGCUUCUCGGAGGUUCCUUUGUAGUUAUGUUGAUUCGCUGUUAUGCAUCAAGCAAGAGCCAAUGCUUGACCCGAUUAAAGGGAAGGCCAUCAUCCCUAUUGGUACUGCGGCAAGAUCUCGCAAGCACAAGGGAGUUGUGAAGCCUAGGAGCCACGGGGUGUGGUCGAAACCUCCGCAGGGAUGGGCCAAGUUAAAUGUUGAUGGAGCUUGGGCUACAGCAACUCACACAGGUGGCACAGGAAUGGUGUUGAGGGACGAAGAAGGCAAUAUCAUUAUCACGGGGUGCAGGUUUCUACAGAGCUGUGGGAGUCCACUCGAAGCGGAGGUGUUGGCAUGUAUGGAUGGUCUAACACUUGCCCUGGAGAGAACGUCUAAACCGAUCAUCAUGGAGAGUGACUGUCUGGAAGCAGUGUCUAUGAUUAAUAGUGAGAGCACCAAUAGAUCUGAGGUAGCAGCACUCAUUGAUGCUGCUAAGCAUUUGUGUAAUCCUGAUAGAGUAGUUCAGAGGCCAGGGGUAGCCAUUGCCGCAUCACAUGACUUUCAGAAGGACGAAAUGGUGUUGCAUUGA